This is a messenger RNA of Acanthaster planci (crown-of-thorns starfish), 9046 nucleotides long. Its product is annotated as rap1 GTPase-activating protein 1-like. Gene Ontology annotation, cellular component: cytoplasm. Gene Ontology annotation, biological process: regulation of small GTPase mediated signal transduction. The record is from RefSeq and is a predicted model, not a curated record. Gene Ontology annotation, molecular function: protein binding; GTPase activator activity. NCBI's taxonomy places the organism in Eukaryota, Metazoa, Echinodermata, Asteroidea, Valvatida, Acanthasteridae.
AGAUCGAGCACAGCUGUUACUUAAUUUGCAGAUUACUUCCUGGUUCUGUUCAAAGCCUGAUCCAGUUCUAAUAUGAGGAAAUUUGUCACCCAAAGACAUAUUGCACUGUUCAUCCCAAACCUUGGCAAAUUUAAUGCAGUGAAGUACAAUGUUGUUUCUUCCAUUGUGAUGUAACUUUGAUGUUUCCACAUGGACAUGUUUGAACUUGUGUUAAAUCUGAGCGAUGUAACUGCUGUCAACUUUAAACGUUGCAAGGCUGUCCCUGGAACACACAGUGACAUUGUUAUCUGAAGUGGCAGGAAAUUGUCAUGCUAACAGCUUGCAGUCUGGAGGGGACCUCUAAUGUCUGCCAGAACGUCUUGGGAUCGCAAGGAGCCGGGCUGCUGCAUCGCUGAGGAAUUCCACUCCACAUUGCUGCAGACGAGAGAAGUCCCAUCCAGAGAGAGGAGAAAAAACUUCAAUGGAGAUGACAGUGUGGUGAUAUUUGUUCGGCUUCGGCACUUGGUGUGAAGUUGCUCUCCGUGAUCUGAGAAGUACAAGUACACUUGUCCGCAGGACACAGCUGGCCAUCACAAUGAAUGCCCCAUUUGCAAACAGUCAAGAUGACCCCCGCUUCCAGACAAUCUCCUCCAUGACGUACACAGCGCCAGGUGCCAUAAUGGCCGCUAACCGGUCAAAGCUCACCACUCCACAGAAGAUGUUUGCUGAGCCGGCCACACCAGAGUCCCUCAGGCGGAAGGGCUCCAGUGUUUUGUCUCCAGUUGACAAAACAGAACCGCAGGACAAGGGCAGCAUAGCGAAAAAUACCAAAAGAGGUUACGAUGGGGAGAGCCCAAACACUCAACCCCCCGGUGGUGCAACUUGUUGGUCCGGGGUUAAAAAUUCCCAUGUCAGUUCUGACAGGGUGGGGAAAUCCGGGAAUCCUCAGGAACCAAAGACCAAAAAACACCCUAAGGGGCUGGUGAGUUUGCCCAGCUUUGAGGAGGCUGUGGAAGGGGAGACAAUGGCUAAGUGCAUAGCUGAGAUGUCCCGUCACAUGCGCGCCAGUACAGGAGGAGCUGCCAACAGGAGUAGCCAGUAUGCCUACAACCUACGGCGGGCGUCAAUAGAUAUCCCUCGUGACGCCUUCAAGUUUACGAAUCGACCCUCGGGCCGAGCUGAGGUUCUACAAACACCCUAUUAUGCAAAGGACCCCUCUCAUGGCUCACAGGGUCAGCAUGAUGCGCCCGUAAGGAGGCACAUGGAAAUACGCCGGCAGAUGAGUGCACCCACUUUUGGGAAAACUGCCCCACCCCCAAAGCCACCGCGGAAGAUGAUCUUUAGUGAUGUCCAGUCUUCACCCUCAGGGAGCACCUCACCUCAAGGAGGCAGUGUUGCCUCUCAACCCAGACCAAAAGUGCAUGAGUAUAUGAGGUUUGAUUCAGCCCCUUGUGGGAUGCCAGCCGUAGAAGGUGACAGAAGAAAUACAAGAGGAGAAACACCCGACGUCGAUCAACCACUGAGGAAGAAAUACCCAGUGAGUAACAAAGAGCAAAGUGGUGAGGCAUCGGUUAGCCCUUGGUCCAAUAGAGCUGUCUCAGCUCGUGUCUCAUCUAGACCACGAAAGCUCUCGAGUUCCAGCAGCUCAUCCAACUCGAGCUCCAGCCCUGACCCGUUGACGCCGUCAGCAUCGAUGAGUUACAAGACCACUGCGUUUUAUCGCCAGGUCUCUGAACCAGCUGUCGUGCCACAAAGCACAACCAGCAUCCAUCUCCCAGCUGUAGCCAACAGCCGCAAACUUUCAGCAGAGGAACGAUGCAGCAGCAUCCAGAAAUCACAUUGUACAAGACCUCAGAUACCCAAGUCUAAAAGUACUGAGUUUUCAUCACUGACACAACGUAAAGCCGCCAGGGCUGAAAGUCCCAGCCACGACUCAAGUGGCAGUAAAAGUUCAAUUACAUCAAAAAUCCCAGUCCAUAAAGCCCUUCCUCUAUCUGCUCACAGUAAUGCAUCCAGGACACCAGUGAAACCAAUCAGAUUUACCAAUGCUGCCUUCAUGUUCUCAGCUGAAGAGACGCAGUCAGCGCCUGCAACUCCCGUGGAUGUGCCAUCCAAAAAGGAGAGCCUGUUUCUUUCCAAAAUACCUGUUUCUUCAUCACUGGGAAGUCUUGUCUCAUCUAUGUCCCCGAGAGGAUCAGUCAGCUCUUUGAAGUCACCUGCAGCCUCCCAUCAAAAAUAUGAAGACUCUGUGCAGUCUAGUGCUUUUGACUGUGCGGGUGGAGAGUAUCCAUUAAUGAGCAGUUGGGAUGGUGGGUCUUCAGAACUUCUGUCUGGCUCUAAGGAGAAUCUUAUCUCAACUGAAAAGGGACCAAGUCAGCUCAAAUCACAGCCCAAAAAGUCUAGUGUGAAGAGGUAUAUCCCAUCCCCACGUCCCAGCAACAAGAGGCGUGGAGUUGUCCAGUAUACCACCCUAAAAUCAAAUCACAUAUCCAAAUCGCUGAGCUUGGAGAAUGUCGCUGAUACUUACCGUGGUAAAGGAGACAGCAGUGCCAGCAGCAGCAGUGAUGAAGAGGAUGUUGACAAGGGGACCCUAAAGGCAGACGGCACUUACAACGGCAUCAGUAAGUGUGAAAGCAGCUCGGGAUUUGCCCGUUACCUCAGCCAGAUGUCCCAGUACACCGGUAGGACUGAACUGACUGAAAUAGGAGCACCGAAGCAGGCUGCCUCGCUCCCCAAUCGCUACAAGCGCACCAAAUCUUGGGAGACAGGAGGCGAACCGCUGCUGGACAAUCCUUCCUUGCAGCCCAAACAGCCGGGCAUUGGCAGCAAACUCUGGGGCUUCACCAAGAAGAGCCCCCUGGUCACCCGGAAGUUCAAAUCCGCCAAGAUCCGCAGCUACUCAGACUCGUCCCCCAAGCGGGAGCCUACGGCGGAAUCGCGCUCCCGUUAUGGCUACAGUGGCAUCCCCAAAGCCCAACCUGCUGGUGGCGUCCCCUCAAAAGGCCCCGUCAGGCCUUCCUCCAAGGGUGCCCUGCAGGGGCUGAGACGCAUGCUAUCCAGGGAGUCGCUGAAUGCAGAGAAAGGGGCAGCCAAGAAGAAAAAUGGGAAUAACUCCAGGGGGGCUGACUACUAUGGUGUCUGCAGGGCUUGUGGACUAAAUGUGAAUUUGGGAGAGGAAAUAAGCAUCAAGGAUAGUGUCUACCAUAAUGCUUGUUUCAAGUGCUCCAGGUGUGAACAGUCCUUGUCGUUGAAGUACUAUCUUCAAAGGCAGAACUCGGGGCUGUCCAGCUACAAGCGACGGGAGAUGGAUGGACAGCUAUUGUGUGAGGAUCAUGCUCCCAAAGACAAGGGAAAAUCUGUCAAUGGAGAGAGUUCACAAGACCUUGACUUUUUUGAACUUCUGCAAAAAAUACAGAGUGAUCGCUUAGACGAGCAAAGAUGUUCAUUGCCAUUAGUACUUCAGAGUACUGGAUCACCUGCAGCUGCCAAAGAAAGACUCAAGGCACGGCACUCCAACACCUACAGAAUAAAAGAGCUCCUUAAAAAGAACGGGCCACAUCCCAACAUCCUCCAGCCCCAUAAUGGUGGCUUCUGGAUUGACGGCCUGGACCUGGACCCCUCGGCCACUGAUGACGUCAGUGCCGAACUCUGUCCAUUUGCCUCGGACCGGCUCGUCUUGGAAUACGACGACACAAACGAGAUGUACAGGAAAUACUUCCAUGGAAAGGAGCACUUUAACUACAUAGCCAUGGAUGAGAGCAUGGGACCUAUAGUACUAUCCAUCAAGCAGGAGACGACAAAUGCAGAAGAGCAGAUCAGAAUAUUACUCAGAUGUCGGAGUGGUACCACACACGAUCUGCUGCCAUUGUCUACCUUUGGAAACUCUCUUGUGCCGUCCAAACUUGCCAAAGUACUAGAUGAAGCUAUAACCACAGAAAGAUUUCAACCUGUCCUCUUUCCUAAGGCCUCUGAACUCAUUGUGACUUACGAUGAACACAUGUGUGUGAAGAACUUCAAGUUUGGAGUCAUCUACGAGAGAUACGGGCAGACGACGGAAGAAGAGCUCUUUGGCAACGUUAACAGCAGCGCAGCCUUCAACGAGUUCCUUGAGGUCAUCGGGGACAAAAUAGAGCUGAAGAAUUUCACAGGAUUUCGGGGAGGUCUUGACGUUCAACAUGGACAGACUGGUUCACAUUCCAUCUAUACAGAACACCUUGGCAGGGAAAUUAUGUUUCACGUGUCCACAUUGUUGCCACACACCGAAGGUGACAAGCAACAGUUGCAGCGGAAAAGACACAUAGGUAACGACAUCGUGGCCAUUGUUUUCCAAGAGGAGAACACGCCGUUUGUUCCUGACAUGAUCGCUUCCAACUUCCUCCAUUCCUUCAUUGUGGUGCAAGCAAUUGAGCCAAAUACGGAGAACACCAGAUACAAGGUUGCAGUAACAGCGAGGGAUGACGUUCCAUUCUAUGGUCCAGCCCUCCCGAGUCCGUCUGUUUUUAAAAAGGGUCCAGAGUUCAGAGAAUUUCUGCUGACAAAACUCCUGAAUGCAGAAAAUGCUUGCUACAAGGCUGAUAAAUUCAGCACCAUUCAGGAGAGAACAAGGGCUGCUUUGCUAGAUUCCCUGUACUCGGAGCUCAACAGCAAGAACGAGGAAAUCUUCUGCUCCAUCACCUGCCUGGACUCCUCCACCAGCCCCAGCAUCCUGAGCAAGGGAGACGGUAGCCCCGGUGGCCUCUGGCCUUCCUUCAAGAAAGCCUUCAGAGGACGCAGCCAGUCGGUGGACACAAGCACCAGCCCUAUGCACAACAAGGUCAAUGGGAACAUGAUGUUUGCCGCCGACAUUCCGGAGGAAGGGGAAGCAACUAGUCCAGUACAGCCUAAGGGAAACAGAAGCCUGAGGCUGAGCACAAGAAGUACAAGCAGCAACCAGAGCUACGGGAGUAGUGUUGGAGACAAGAAAGAGCCCAAGAGAAAAAGAGACAGCGUGCUCAGUCGGUCCUCACAUUCCUCCGAGAGCAUCAAUGGUAGUCAAGAAUCACACAAGUCCUCCUCCAACUCUCUGAACAGCUCACCCGAUGUUGCCAAUUCGAGAAUGAGAAUUUACACAUGCCGAGUGUCGCCAAGCAACUCCCUUGACAGCUUCAACAGUGACGACGAGCCACAUGAACAUGAAGAUUCUGACACGGGCAUGGGAAGUAUGUCAUCUGGUUGCAUUUCCAGCAGUAAGGCUAGCCCUCUCAAUCCUUGCCUGUGUCCCGAGGGGAAGUGCACCUCAGCUCUGGAAAUAGAAACAACUUUGUCACAGCAGCUGGAAUUAAUGAGGUCAGAAAUCAAUAAGUUAAAAGCUGAGAAACUUGAUCUCAUCAGAACAAAUGUGAGCUGGCAACAUGAUAUCAAGAAGUUAAAAGAGAAGGAGAUGCGACACGUGCAGGAACUCUCAGCUGCGCAGAAGGAGAUCCACAAGCUUCGAGAGGCCAAGGAAAUGCAGAAGGCAGAGUACAUUGAAGCCUUGUCCAGUGUCUAAAACCACCGACUGGUUGGCCAUUGCCCUACCAAUCAGCUGCCUAGUUGCUCACCUCAGACUCCAUCUGUGGUCUGCUUGGUGAGUGUCGGUCUCAUCAGCCAGGGGCUAUAGUGAGUUUCCAGCCCAGACAGGCAGGCAUUGUUCCGAUAUUAAGCACUUGAGGAGAUCUUCCCAAUUGAUCGUGAACAAUUUUUGAUCGGUCAGUUGAGUGGCAUGAGCAGAACUAGACCUUGCUAAAUGGUGUCUGGAAGCUAAGUUACAUGCGCAUCUGUAAAGAGGUCUGUGUAAUGCUGAGCACAGCCCACAUGAAUAGGAUUAGAAAGGAACCUGUUGACAAAGCACCAGCUUUGGGGAGACACUGCUAUUGGACAAUCUGAAUAUUAAUUAAGAAAGAGUACUUUAAAAAUUUGCUAAGGGAGUAAUUAAGUCUCUGAGCCUGGUUAUACAAAAUGUGAGGAUAUUUUACCAAGCAGCUAGAGCAAGUAAGAAUACCCAAAAAAAAUACAGAAUGGGUAAAGAGAUCCAGCACUGUUUGUACAAUGAAUACUUGAGUUUUUAUGUACACAACAAAAUUUAAACCUUAAAUAUUCAAAAUGAAGUACUGACGUGAAAGAUUUGUAACUAAAAUCUUGCUCUAUCCUUGCAGUUGGUGUACAGUACGGAAUUUAGAAGGCAUUGUUUGUAAGCAGUAGUUUACUGAAUUGUUGUGAAGAAAACCUUUACCCCUGACAGAGUAACUCACAGAGCAAGCUCCUGAUGGUGACCUCAUGCAUGUCUUUCUCAAGAGUUUGGCAUUGUGGUACUGCAUCUAUAGGAAGCAAUUACACAUGUAGCUGAUGGCUAAUCCACGUCUCAUUGACAUGUGUUCGCUGCUGCGAGGCAGUUGUGAUUCCGCUGCAUCGUCCUUUUCAGCUAGUUUUCAAAUAUCCAGCUCAUUCAAUCCAUCCAUCCACAACGCAGGUUGAUCUCAUUGAUCAAAUUCAGCAAAUAUUUCCUUGUGGGGUAACUUCUUCUCUGUGGUAUUUGCUCCGAGUUGAAGUCCACCCUCAGUGUCAGUGUUAUGUUAAACACGCCCUCUCUUGCUCCUGCUGGAGUGGACGGAAGGUCAAAACGAGCAGUUACAGACUCCAACUUUCUCACAGGCUGUUCAAACUUCUCCCGUGAGAGGUGUAUUCUGAUGUUAAUUCCCAAGCUGCCAAUAGGUGUAUUUACCUUGGUGGGGGGGGUCCAAAAGCACUAUUUUUAACUGAUUUUUUGGUUGCAUUGAAUUAUAUCCAUUCUCUUCCUCUCCUGUAAAUAAGUCUGACUCUGUCGGGCCUGUAUAAAAACGCAGUGAUGAAAACAUUCGCUGAAAAUGUGUAAUAUAUCUGUAUUUAUUACAAUAAGGAAGUAAGUACUAGUUUUAUGUUAUUGAUUAAACCUAUGUUCUUAAGUUAAGGAAGAGUGCAAGGUUGAGCCAGAAAUAACAAUAAGUGUCAGGUUAAUAAUGCUUUGUUGCCACCUGCAAUUGAAAGAUAAAGACAUAAAAUUAAUUAAAGACGAAAUGGAGUUGAGGACGUUCCAUUCGUUGUCUUAGGGGUGUUUUCGGGUUACCGUUGCAAACAGUAUCAAAAAAUCUGAAAGAUUUAGAUUAUCGUGAAAUGAAAAAAUUCUGUUAUUGUACUGCAUGCAAACCUAAAGUUGCACUGUUUUAAUGAGCUUAUCUUGCCUGUGAGUAGUAAUACCCACGUAAUGAAUUUAUGACUAGUUGUAUCUGAUCCCUUAUUGCUUCGAAAUCCGAAGAAUUUCCAGACAGCCCUUGCCCACUGAAAAUCUCUGCAAAGUGUUUUAUGGAAGUGAAUAAACUUACCCGAAAUUUAUCGCUGGCUGGUGAUGUUUUGGAAAUUCUAAGUGUACAUCUAAUUAAGCGCAUAUUUUAUAAUGAUUGUGUACUUUUUUGGAACGCAUGCACGUUACCUUAAGAAUAUACAUGUACAUGAUGGAGAGCUGCACGUGGCAAAUCGAUGGAUGCCAAAUUGUGAGACUCAAAAUGACGGUUUGAGCUGAGUUGGGUCAGAGAUUGAUUUCUGAAAGUUGUCGAAAUGACACUCCAAUGAUACAUCCUCACUCAGGUGAAUGUAGUACUUGAAUGCAAUGGCAAUUCGAGAUUCUUUGUGUUCAUUUUCAUAUUGUGUUUUGCCUGUAAAAACAAGUGAUGACGACGUUAUCAUGUACGAUCUUUACCACCGUCACCAUUACUUCUAUUGGCAAAACCCCUUCUAUUUAACCCAGAUGCCGCUAUUUUUGAAAGACAAAACCAGACGAGAGGUGAAAAAGAAAAUAAAGUAAAUUGAAAUGAACUAUUUUAAGACACGUUACAAUGCAAAAUGCGCGUAAUAAAUGUGGAAAGUAAAAACUGUUUAUAUAAGGAAUAGUAAGUAUAAAUUCUUCAUGCGUGAAUCAAUACGCAUAAUGUAAGUAGGUUUGAAGUACAUUGUACGUGUGAUAAAUGUAUAAUCCAGGGUGUUUAAUUUGCUUUUUUCAACAAAUGGCUUGUAAAUAUUUCUUGGAUAUAUCGACAGGUGGAGAGUUGUGUGUGUAAAUACCAAAUGUACAAAAAUGAGUUGCUUGAAAGGAUUGUUAUUAGAAUAUACUGCAAAUUUAUCUUUUUAAUGAAAGACGUUUUCUUGUGAAGUGAAGAAAUUAAUACAUGUACCUAGGAUUUAACCGAGUUGAAGAAAAGUCUCCUUGUGACUACGAAUGUUCUAUUGAAAAUGUUGACAGUGCCAUGACAAUUGCUAUACAGAAAUGGUGGCUCUUCUCAGAGCUUUUCUCAGCAAGUACUCAAUAAGGGAUGUUUUACGAUACUUGUUUCAUAAAUCGAUGUACCGACUGAUUAUUUUGCACCUUUUAUUACCAGUGUCGCGUAAAGCAAGCCUGUCCUAACUGUGACCAUGCCUUAAGAAAUUUUGAGAUGUAAUAAUUAUAUAUGUCUGGAAAAUUCUGGGGUAAAGUUCCUUUAUGUGGAAGGCGGAUUUAAUCAAUCUGGGUUUUGUUUGAUGAAACGUCUUCGUUUUUUUCAUGGUACAUGUGGUAUGCUCCUUGUAGUAGAGUGGUGUGCUUAUUGAAAAAUCUGCAAAAAGCGAUCCACAACACGAAGAAGAUUUUUUCCCCUAGAUUUGUCUCAUUUUUUCCUCUUUCACCUUUCGCAACUGUAAACAUCCCACAUUUUACCCUUUUGUUUUACCCUAGAAUGUUUUUCUCAGCUAUUUAAAUCGUCUCGGGAAGGUUCUUAGUUCCUGUUCCAGUAGAUCAGUAGACCCCAUUAUUCUGCAGAAAACAUUUAUUUCGUUACAUAUCCGAUUCCCUUGCACUACUAUAUUGGUGAUGAUUUUAUUUGUCUUCUUUUAAUUUCAGACAGGUUCCUAAUUUGCUGUGUUUUGUAAGUGUACAUGUAUGAUGUACUUUUAGUUUAAAAAAUCUUGCGUAAUACAGCAAACGAAAGAGUAACAAUCAAGUUUCAGAAUUGCCGAAAAAAAUAAAUGAAGCAAAGAAACUGUA